AUGACCAAGCUCCGGCGAUCUCUGACUGGUUGUGCUUCAUUCCGAAAUAUCAACAGCCGCAAGAAAUGUGACGAGACUAAGCCUGAAUGUCAGCGAUGCCUAGCAUCUGGGACAGUCUGCGUCUACCAGUUCGUGCAAUAUGCCGCAGGUCAGAAUCAUCGAAUGAUAAGGACCAAGCCGGGACCUCGAAACCUCGUUACUUCUGGAACUAGGACUCCACAAACUAUCCACGAUACUCCUUUAUGUGGCUCUGGCGACUUUUUGGACAUGCACUCGCUUCCCGAAAAUUCGAACAUGGCUGCUUGUUUGGUCCCUCUCGGUACUCUCCCACAAAGCAAUCUCGUUGUACCUGGAACUUCCGGUUCAAUACAUCGUGCCCACUCGACCCCUUUACAGUCAUCGGUUGAUUUUGAGCCGACUGUCUCCUCAACAUCACCAGAUUUUAACCGAUGGUCGAAUACUAUUUCAAACAUAGAAAGCAUUGGAUAUUCGUCUCUAAGUUCAAUCGCAUACACCUCAACAAAUGUUGAUCUUAUAGAUGAUGAUGACGACGACGACCCUGAAGGAAUUAGAAAUCUAUUGCUCAUCUCCCCUACUAUGGACAAAAACACCCCGGAAAAUACAUUACCAUUUGUGUUGCAUUGUUAUUUCCGAUGGGCUGUCGUCAGUGUCUUCGAACCCCGGAAGGUGGCAUAUACUAUGCGCAAUCAGAUUAUUGAGCAAUUCUCUGACGAAAGCUCGCGAGUGCGGACCAUUUUGAUAGCGAACAUAAUGAACAUAUACUCAAGAGAUUUGGUAAUGAAUGAGAUUGGAACUUGCAUGAUCAAGGCUUUAACCUCGGCCGUACAAGAGAAUGUGUCACGGUUUAGGAUCACGGCAUCACCAUUGGUUCCGGGACUGAACAGACAACAUGCCGUUCGUACGUUGGAUAACGUACUCGAGGUAGUGAUACUCCAAUUACGCACCCAACCUAUAUCCGAUCACCUCCAAUCGCUCCAGUCCGUUGCGCCAGUUUUCAGAGCCGCAUGUCCCGAGCCUCCUGGAAAACCGCUGGACCUAACAAGAAUUAUGCUCGACUCCAGUCUCAACCUUCGACAUUUCGCCUACAUAGAUAUUUUAGCAAGCAUGAUUACCGCCCAGCCGACUUGCUUCCAGUACGAGGUACCGUUUUCGCUCGACUUAUGCGAUCGGAUGUGUGAAAUGCAGGAUAGCUGUGGUCUACGGUGGCUAUAUGGGGUACCGGAUCAAUUUAUCAUGAUGCUCGCAUGGAUCAACUCGCUAGCAGAGACUCCAGGCGCUAGUGAAAACACGGAGCUGAUAGCAUGGAUAGAAAAGAACCUACCGCGAAUUAAUAUUCCUAUUGAUAAAUGUGGUGAUCCAUGGCUACGGAUUGGGAGAACGCUGGUGCUUGAAUGCUGGAGGUGUUGUGUACUGAUAUAUCUUUAUAUGGUAUUGUGCAAAGCCGAUUCCAACGAUCCUCGAGUUGUGCACGCUCAUGGGGGUUUCAUGCGACUUAUUAGAGGGCUAAGAUCAGCGCGACACCCAAACGCGAGCUUGGGCUCCCCGAUACUAGUCGCCGGAGUAGUUGCAGUCACAGAACGAGAUCGAGACACGCUUCGUGAAAAGAUUAUAGUGUUCGGGAAUGGGCAACGUCAGGAACCGCGGGGAAUGACUUUAUGCUGGCGUUGGAAGAUGUAUGGGCCCGAACGCAAGAUGAAGGGAGGGCAGCAGUAUGGUCUGAUCUGGCAAUCGCUUGCCCUACUUUCGUCGAACACGGGAUUGCGAUGA
Molecule: messenger RNA, 1788 nt
Organism: Rhizoctonia solani
Lineage: Eukaryota; Fungi; Basidiomycota; Agaricomycetes; Cantharellales; Ceratobasidiaceae
Product: Fungal specific transcription factor domain
Exons: 7
Coding region: 1-1788 (595 amino acids)
Biological process (GO): positive regulation of transcription by RNA polymerase II
Cellular component (GO): nucleus
Molecular function (GO): zinc ion binding; transcription cis-regulatory region binding; DNA-binding transcription factor activity, RNA polymerase II-specific
Source: RefSeq, a predicted model, not a curated record